UAACCAUGCGCGCCAUUCAUUUGUUUAAUUCUGUCACUAUUGUUUUUAAAAACCUGUCUUCAAAUCGUCACCAUAAUGGGCUUCGUUCAGACACGCUCCAGGGAGCCUGCUGAUGCGCUGACAUCAGCUCCCCAAGCAUCGUGGGUAACCGCCGUAUUAAAAUGGAGCCAAACACACAAGAUUGUGGGCAGCUGGCUCUCGCCCAGUCUACCCCAGCAUACAGCAGAUUGAGGAGGGAAAGAGGGGACAACUUCAUCAGCUUCAAGAUGUAUCUUCUCGUGUGGAAUGCUGCCAUCCUUGGAAUUCUCAGCCCACAGGUGCUCUGCGUAAAGGAACAAUAUGAUGGGGACCAGGUCCUACAGAUUAUUCCGCAGAACGUGACACAGGUCCAGUGUUUAAAGGACACCUUUCAAUCAUCAAUGUUUGAUCUUUGGAAGCCUCUACAGCCAGAAGAUAUCAAUGUCAGAACUAUAGUGCAUGUCAGGAUCCCAUCCAGUGCUCUGCAGUCCGUGAAAGAGGACCUGCUUCACUGUUCACUAUCUUUUAAAAUCCUGAUAGACAAUGUAUUGCACUUGAUUGGUAGGAACACGGAAAACAAGAAAGUAAGACUUAAGAGGUCCCUGGAAAACUACAAUUACACCAAAUAUCAUUCAAUGGAAGAGAUUUAUUACUGGAUUAACCAGAUGUCAGAGCGAAACAGAGAUUUGGUAACACAGCAUUUUCUGGGUACAACAUAUGAAGCGAGACCCAUGCAAUAUCUCAAGAUCAGCCAGCCUUCUAAUCAAGACAAAAAAAUUGUCUGGAUGGACUGCGGGAUACAUGCCAGAGAAUGGAUAGCCCCUGCAUUCUGCCAAUGGUUUGUCAAAGAGAUUGUACAGAACCACGAAAAUGAUCCCAAAAUUAGAAAAAUUCUUCAGAACAUUGACCUGUAUGUCUUACCUGUUUUCAACAUUGAUGGUUAUAUCUACAGCUGGACACACGAGAGGCUCUGGAGAAAAUCCCGCUCUCGUCAUGAAAAUGGCACCUGUUAUGGGGUGGAUCUUAACCGAAACUUUGAUAUAAAUUGGUGCGCUCGUGGAUCUUCCACAAACUGCAGUAUCGAUUCUUUCUGUGGAACUGCUCCUGCAUCUGAGCCAGAAACCAAGGCAGUGGUGGAUUUCAUCGAGAAAAAGAAGGCUGACAUUAUUUCCUACCUAACGAUCCACUCAUAUGGUCAACUCAUCCUGACUUCUUACGGAUACACCACAGAACUUCCAAGGAAUUAUAAUGAAAUGAUCAAAGUAGCACAGAUGGCAGCCACCGAGUUAAAGAAGAAACAUGGCAUGGAUUACACUGUGGGGACUUUCGCAGAGCUCCUAUAUAAAGCUUCUGGAACCUCACAAGAUUGGGUACAUGAUCUUGGGAUAGAUUUCUCAUUUACUCUGGAGUUAAGAGACAAUGGAACUCUCCAGUUUAUUUUGCCAGAGGACCAGAUCCGUCCAACUUGUGAAGAGACAAUGGCGGCAGUGAUGACAAUUAUAGAAUAUGUCAACGACACAUACUUUCCGAAUAAGGCAUCAGCUAUUUCUACUUCUCUCUGGCUGAGUCUUCUCACAUAUGUUUUUCUUGAAAUCCUGUGACCUUCUGUUCAUUACAUUUAUUUUAAAAAGGGAAGUGCCUUUUAGGGACUGACAAAUGUUUUUUUUUAGCAUUUGCACAAAUACACUCAAAUGUAUGUUGCAUUCAUAGGAACGAUGUGCAAAAAACUGAUUCAUAAACAUUUUAAAAUAAUUUGGGCAAAUAUUGGGUUUUGUUUGGGCAUGUAAGAUGGAAUUUAUUUUCAAAUUUGUCAGUUUCAUGUGACCAACAGUUAGUGGUGGAACAACCGGUGCAUACUUAGGGGGCUCAUGGGGUGGCCCAUUCACUUAGGGCCACCCGAUGGCAAAAGUGUUUUCAGGGACCUUGUUAGUGCUGUGGCCCUUUAAAAGUGCGACCGGGCCCAUAUAGUAUUGACAGCGCUGGGAGGAAGUGGCAGCCGGUAAUUUCCUCCCAGCUAGUGCAAAGUCACAAGGGAGGGAAACAGAGAGGAGGGGAGCAGAGUGGGAUUCUCUGAGUCAGAUCUUCUGACUCCCAACUAGCCAGCCGACUGGACCCGAGGGAAGUCACCCAUCCUGCUCCCAAAAGGUAGGAAACAGGAGGGUGGCUUAAAAUGUGUACAUUUUGCCUGUAUGUGUGUCUGCAUAUGAAUAUAUCUGUGUGUCUGUAUGCGUAUCUAUAUGUGUGUCAGCAUAUCUAUCUGUAUACCUGUGUGUCUGUAUCUGUGUCUUGUAUCUAUCUGUGUAUCUGUAUGUGUGCAUGUAUAUAUGAGUGUCUGUGUGCAUACAUUUCUGUAUGUGUGUCUGUGCAUGUGUGUCAGAGUAUCUAUUUGCAUGUGUAUCUGUGUUUCUGUUUGUCAGUGUAUCUAUCGAUUUUGUCAGUGUAUCUAUCGUGUGUCUGUGUGUCAGUGUACCUAUCUGCAUGUGUAUCUGUUUUUGUUUAUGUCAGUGUGUGUCAAUGUGUGCAUCAAUAUCUGUAUGUGUGUUUGUGUUUCUGUGUAUCAGUGUAUCUAUCUGUGUGUGUCAAUGUGUGCCCCUGUGUAUAUGUAUGUGUUAAUGUACCUAUAUGAGUGUGUCAGUAUUUGUAUGAAUGCCAUAUUGUG
Molecule: messenger RNA, 2677 nt
Organism: Pelobates fuscus (common spadefoot toad)
Lineage: Eukaryota; Metazoa; Chordata; Amphibia; Anura; Pelobatidae
Product: carboxypeptidase O-like
Exons: 12
Coding region: 162-1619 (485 amino acids)
Biological process (GO): proteolysis
Molecular function (GO): metallocarboxypeptidase activity; zinc ion binding
Source: RefSeq, a predicted model, not a curated record